Messenger RNA from Alligator mississippiensis (American alligator), 6761 nucleotides. RefSeq names its product spermatogenesis associated 18 (gene SPATA18). The transcript is spliced from 13 exons. Lineage: Eukaryota; Metazoa; Chordata; Crocodylia; Alligatoridae. Gene Ontology annotation, biological process: mitochondrial protein catabolic process; mitophagy by internal vacuole formation. Gene Ontology annotation, cellular component: mitochondrial outer membrane. The coding region runs from base 815 to 2230 and encodes 471 amino acids. The record is from RefSeq and is a predicted model, not a curated record.
CGGCCCGUGACAUGUCCUUGUUUUUAUGUCUUCAAAUGCCCUGUUGUAUUUUUAAACUGCUGCUCAUUACAGUUUCUGGGCUUGUUCACCACAACAAAAAGUCUGCUAUAAAUGCCAACUGAGAUAUUUUGAAGUCUCAUAAAAACCUGUCUCUUGGGAUUUUGGGGAAUAUAUAAGAGGACUCUCAAUUUCCUUUUUUCUUCAAUGUCUAGGGUGGGUUUUUUUUUUAAUUUGUGAAAAAUUUAACAUGCAGGCAGUCCUUGACUUAAGACAUUUGGAGUUACAACGAACAGCACUUACAACGGUCAUAAAUUGACACCAUGUUUCGACUUCCUGACGUCAGUUUUGACAUUACAACACUUAAUCUGAUGCGAUGCCAUGCCAGCAAACAAGUUUGCUACGUCGCCCAUCUCCCUGGAGAACAUCUGUCCAAGCUUCCUUGGACACUUUCUUUAAGAAAGCAGACAAGACUCCAGGAAAACCUGCAGCCAAGACUCAGUCCAACCAAGAGCCCUUCAAAAAGUCCAGCAAAGUCUCUUCAAAGAAGUCCUUCCAAAUCAAUAUGAUUGCUAUUUACAAUUUAAAUACAUGAAUGUAGCUAUAUAUAAUGUAGCUAUAUUACUCAUCUAUAACUGACUGAGUACAACAUUCUGGGUUAUUUUUGGUGAAAAUAGGGUUUUGGGCCUUGGUUCAGGAACCAAUCCCCCAUUUGUAAAGUUCCUAUGGGAAAAUUGGUUCUGAGUUACGACGUUUCAGCUUAAGACAGUUUUCAGGAACCAGUUGUAUCAUAAGUCCGAGGAGUGCCUGCAAAUUGAUGGAAACCAAUGAGAUUAACUCUUGUGAUCAGAAUCUGAACCAGUGUUGUGAAAUCAUAGAAAUAAACUCCAUGAUACAGGGGCAACUCUUCACCAUCCUCAAUCAAACGGCCCGAGAAGGUGGACAUUAUGCAGGCGUAGAAACAAUAAAAUCUCGUCUUUUGCCAUGGCUUGGAACUUGUUUUUCCAGUGCUGCUUCAGGAAGGCCCUUUGAAACCAAUCUCUCUCUCAUUCAGGAUUCAGUUGAAAAAGAAAGGCAGCUGAGAGAAUUUGCCAGCACAAAGAACUAUGAAUUGCAAGAGCUGGAGAAAGAACUGAACUCCACACGUUUACAGCUCAGCCAUGUCCAACAAGAUCUGGCAGAAGCCCAGUUGGCUCUUGAAGACACAAAGACCAAAUCAGCCACUACCCUUUUGGCAGCAGAGGAUGAAAUUGUUCAGCUAAAAACAGCUCUGAAGGCUUCCCAAGCAAAGGAGGAGAGUGCUCUGAGGAAUCUGGGCCGUCUGAAUGACUAUGAACAACAGAUUCAAAUAUUGAAGGAUGAAAUUGCCAUCCUGGGUGCUCAGAAAUCUGUUCUUCAAAGCAGACUUGCACGGAGUCGCUCUCCUUCCCCCACGCGCACCCAGAGCAGGUCACCUAGUCCUCUUCCCUUGAGGAGUUGCUCCCCCGGCCGAGCCCGGCUCACAAAUGCUUCACGUCAUGCCCAUCUAGUGGCCCGCUUUAAUGAGAUUUAUACGCAAGAACGCUUGGAUGCACAGACCCUUUUAAGGACAUAUGUGGAUGAUCCAGAGAUGGUGCAGAGGAUAAUAUAUGUUGCAGCUGUGGAGUCUUUCCAUGCAGCAAAGAUGGCCUUCAGACAGUUCAAACUGCGUGUGAGAAAGACUGUGUCUUUAAGUUACUCAGGCCCUGAGUCACUUGAAGACAUUGUCUUGGACUACAUAGUUCGCCAUGAGGAUCUUUAUGAUGUUCAAACCACUGUCAAUGAAGUGAUUCGUGCCAUGAAUAUCAAUCCUAAAAUUUCAUUCCCACCAGAAGUUGACUUCAUUAUAAUCAGCAGUUUGAUCCGGGAGUUGUGCCGUGUAGCUUUUUCAAUGCAGACAUUGAUUCCUCCUGUGGAUAUUGCAUUUGGUGCAGAUGGAGAACUUUUUAAUGAGCCUAAGUACCGCCGCAGCUAUGACUCUGAUUUCACAGCCCCGUUGGUGGCCUACCAUGUAUGGCCUGCUCUGUUGGAAAAUGAUACCAUAAUUGUGAAGGGAGAAGCAGUUACAAAGAGAGGUGCUUUGUGGUCUUCCAGGAGCAGAAGCCGCAGCCGUAGUAUGAGCCCUGUGCUAUCUCGUCGAGCAAGCCCCAGCCGAACAUUGUUAUCUCGAAGUCGCAGCCCUUCCCCAUUAAGGAGUGGAAGCCCAAGACUUUAAAUUAACUGGAUAUGUUUCUGUGGUUCUGUACAUCUGGAUCAGCCAACUUCAGUGGUGCCACCUUCUCUUCCAAGAGUACCUCAUAUCUCUCAAUACUGUGAAAGGCAGUUUGUCACUCCAAGUGGAGGGUUAAAUGUUGUUUCUGCUUUAGUGUGUUUUUAUAACUUAGGAGGUUUAUUUAGCACUAGACAAACUAAUUCAAUCAAUUUGAUAAAAGAAAAAAAUGCACACUUAGGAUCUGUGGAUAAGAUAUUAAACAGCUCCAAGGAACCCAUGAUGAAAUACAACAGGUAUAUAGGUUCUGACACUGUUUUUACCUCAUGUAUCCGAAUUUAUCUUAGUAGGUCACUAAACAUCAGUUAAGUCAUGAACAUGACAGCAUAUUGAGAUUAGCUGGUACUUGAAAACAGUAUCAUUAAAUGGUGCUUAUUUACAUAUCUCACAUUAAUUGGGUAGCAUCAUUUUAAGUCAUUGAUGUAUCUAAUGACAGUAGCUUGAGUUUUUUCUAAAUAAGAUACAAUAGUCACACACAACAGGUAUAAACUACCAGUAUUGAAGCAGAGUUCAUGUGUUACAUGAAGUGAUAUGCUGCUUUCUGCCUGGAAGUCACUGCACUUGUUAGAACCAAUCUGUUACCGAAGAAAAGAAUCUCACAAAUGCUUGUGAUUUGGACUUUAUUAAUAUUUAUGAAGCAUGUCAUUGAAUAUUCUGAAGUGUGAAAUACUCUUCUAAUAUCUCUUCCAAUGCCCACAGAACAAGACUAUUAGAGCAUUCAUUUGAACACUAUUAUGAAAACUUGACAAACCAGUACACUAUUAACUCAUUAUUUUGAUUUCAAAAUGUAACUUUUCUUUUUUUUUGCCAUUUUUAAGAUUUCUUAUCCAGUUGUAAAGGUUCAUGUUAACAUCAACAUUUAUGUUUCCAAAAAAACUGAUUUUUCUUUCUCUCCUGAACCUCAUCUGUAGGGCUAGCCUUAAAUGCAAGCAACACAAGUGACUGCUUGGGGCCUUGCAUUUUCCCAUGGGAACAUAGGAUUUGCCCUAAUAGAUCUGACCAUUGAUUCUCCAAGUCCAUAUCUGGCUUCAGUCCAGUACCUGAUGCUUCAGAGGAAAGUAGAAAUUUUCCAAAACACACUUCCCCAUUUAUGGAAUAUAAAUGGAUGCAGGGAGAAGUUUCUUCCUGUGACAGUCAGCUUCUGCCCCAAAACCUGAGAGAACUAUAACAAAAUCCAUAUUUGCAUAUAUUAUUAGUCAUGAAAUUUUACCCUUUUUAAAAUACUGAAUGACACUAAUUAACUCUAUGGCUGCUUCCAGAGGGCCUUGUGCAAAAUUCUUACACAUCUUUCCCUCCCCCCACACCCAUUUCAGUACAGUGUGAAGUCUUGCUUCAGGCUUUAUAAACAAUACUAGUUCAACUCAACUAUAAAGGACUUAACUGUGAUGUCACAGCUGGUACUUGUGCUGAUUCAUCUUUGCUGGUUUUACACGGGUAUAAUUUCACCUUUGGUGAAGUGGCUAUAGUAGAGUUAGCUUUGAUUAACAGCAGGAUACCUGAUAGUUCACUAAAAUCUUGUACAUGCUGGAUCAUGUUCCAAGGUACUCCAAGCAAACCUUGGAACAUAAAAGCCAAAGGGGCACAUAAGCUUGUGGUUGGCCCUUUUAGCUGCCUGUGAAAGGUACUGCAUAUGUGUCCUUGGAAAAGAAACAUUAAAGCAAUCUGCUCCCUCUUCUAAACUGAACAGGGCCUGUGGCUAUCCUAAGUACUUCCACAUUAAUGUUUCUGUUUAAAUGGCUUGAUUUUUGAGAGUUGCUGAUCACCUGAAACUCCCAUUGGAAUCAGUUAUAGCCAGGCUCCUUAUUCAGAUGUCUAAACCUUUUGGAUAGUACAGGAUAUAAGUUUAAACAACAAUAAUAAAUAUGGAGUUAGGUGCAUACAUUUAGACCAAGAUUUUCAAAACUGGGCACCUAAUUGGUUAAGAUCACAAAAUCUAUAAUGACGGAGGGUCAAAGAGAAGUGCUUUUGGUUUAUUACUCUUUUUACAUUAUUAUUUGACUUAACUGUGACAUGUUGAUUGUCAAGACACAGUAGAUUUCAGAUACCUGACACAUCAGAGACUGUACAGAAGCAGAUUUUGAUUCCAGUUAUAAGGAAACUAAAUAUCACACUGUGGAGGUACAAAAACACUUAAUAGAAUGAAUCCUAGGAUGGGAUCACAUGACUAAGCUAUGUAACCCAUCUAGAGAAAGACCUACUGCAAAAGAGCUAAGAGUACAAUCAGAAACAAAGGUUUAAACCACUUCAAGACAAUCUCAUGGAGCUGUGCAGUGUUCAGCAGAUGAGAUAACUGAGAGCUCCCAUCACAAGUCUCAAAGUAAUAGUAUGGUCUAGAAGAAGAAAAAGUACAAGCUAGCUGGGUUCUGCAGUGAGAAAGUAGCUUUGGUCAUAUCUUGGAAAAUGUUUUGCAGCAGGCCAUUGUCUACAAAUAGAAAUACUAGAAUCAUAGAAAUUAAGGGCUAGAAGGGCCCUUGAAAGAUCAUAGAGUUCAACCACCCCUGUUUUGGGCAGGAAUACUGCUGAGAUCAAAUGAUCCCAGCAAGGUGUCUGUCCAGUCUCCUCUUGAGGACUUCCAAGAUUGGGGAUUGUGCCACCUCCUUAGAAAGUGUAUUCCAGAUUCUGGUCACCCUUACCAUAAAGUUCUUCCUUGCAUCUAACCUGAAACCAUCCUCUAAUAUUUUAUAGCCAUUACUCUUUGUCCUCUCCUGGGGUGCCAAAUUGUCACUGGCAAUCUUUAAAUAAGAUAAUAGGGUUCCUAAACAGAUUGUCCUUUAGAACCAAUGGCCUUUAGCAAGGGGCACAAUGAUACUAAGAGUAAUGAUGUUUUGUUUUGGCCUUCUGUAUGGGCCAUUUAUAGUACUUGAAAUUAGGAAGUGGUAGGAUAGAGGAUUUGUAGUGAGAGGUUGGAUAUUAAUAAGCUAAGUACUGCCCUUUAUCCUUGGGCAUGUCUCCUUCUGAUACCAGCUGAGUUUACAUGUGCUAAUCAGGGUCAGUGUGUAUUACUCCAGGUGAUUAACUUGGAUGUGCCUUAUAAGAAGGGAGUUUGUAACUUUUUCACAAGUGCUGUUUCAUCAGAUGGAAGAACCACCAAAUGAGUUCUGUAGUAUUUUAAAACCUUCAGUUAAACUAAACAAAUUCUUUAUCACAGACUUGUGUAAAUGCCACACUUGUAAUUGUAACAAUGUAAUAACUGGUAACAGCAGUGCAGAGCUUAUAAGUGACAUGAGUUUUAUAUAAUCACUAAGGUUUCUGCUACAAGAUUGUUCCAACACAGUAUUAUUCAUGAUCUAAGUCAGGGGUGGUCAAUCCCUGCCCUCCAAGCUAGGUCUGGCUUGUGGGGCUCCCUAAGAGUCUGAAAAUGUGGUGGCAGGGGAGCAACAGCAGCGUCGAUUGCCACUCACUUGCUGCCAAAUUCCCUAACCCCAGUGGGAGCCCCACUGGCCAGAUAACAUGGCUCUGAGUGCCAGAUUGUGCCAGUGUGUGGCUGGAUUUGGGUGUGCUGGAUUGGGCUAGGACACAGCAGUUUUGGGCUUGCAUGCCAACCUCAUGUGGGAUCCAACCAGCAGACAGACCCUAUGCUAUCUGUCAAGCUGUGGCUCCAGAAGGUUGGGCACCGCUGAUCUAAGUGAUAAUCCUAUAAUAGUGGGCCAUACUUGCAGCUGAUUCAGCCCUUUCAUAAUCUCACUGAGCUCAAUGGGGGAUGUUACAGGGUGCAAGUCAGCAUCUCACUUGGACCAAUGUGUUUGUGUGUGACAGUAUGUUUUAUUAAACCAUUGUAAUAGCUGAAGAAUUUCUCCUACAUAUCAUCACUUUCAAGGCUGAUUUUUUUUUUUUGAGUGUCUGAAGAAAAAAAACACCAAAUAGUCUAAUAUAACUUUUAUAGCUUUAUUAUGACCUAUUUCUUAGAAGAUAACAUCAAAAUGUGGAUCCUGCUACUUUCCUGCCUUACCCUGUACAACUGAUCUUUACAUAUUCCAGAAUACCACUGUAGGAGAUAUCAAGACUCUAAUAUUACUACCAAGUAGGGAAAGCCCAAGUUUUAAAUUUACCUUGUUUUGGUUUUUUUCCUCUUCUGUGUGGAUGGGUGGGAACACUGUAUGAGAGAUGCAUCAUUCUAGGAGGCCUGACAGUAAAUUAUGGACCUUAGUCAUGGCUUUACAAUAUAGGAGGAUGUGUAAAGGAUGAAAAAAACUAUUAAAAUAUCCCAGGGAUAAACACCCUUCCAUCCUUCUGGACCAGGUGGUGCAUUUCAAUUCUCCAUUUCCAUUUUUGGACUCUUUUAAAUCUCUUUUAAAUGUACUGCAAAUAUAUAUCAUUUUUAUAUAAAAGUGCCAUGAAGAAUACAUACUAUUCUUUAGCCUUAGAUAACCUUGCUAUGUUAUAAAUCAUCCAUUUUGAUUGCUGUUAACUACAGAAUUUUUUUCUUAAUUUGGUUUGUAAUAUUCUGACCUUGCAUUAAAGAAACUUGAAAAAAGAA